UUGAUGUGCUUUAUUUUCCGGGCCAUGCUGAUGCUGAUAGAGGACUGUCGUCAUGACUCACACUGAGGAGGACGGCGUCAUUGGGGUCCUAUCUAUGAUGGUGGAAGAUGUCGGCGAGGCCGCCACGAGAAACGUCAAUGGCGCUCAUCUUCUUUACGAACUCCUGAGCGCUCCGUGGCUGCGCGCCCUGCUUCAGAUUUAUGAGUGCCUGUUGACUUUCAAGAGAAUUUUGCCCCGCCCUCUCCUGUCUCACGCUUCGGGACUUUCACGCGAGGUCCAGGGUGUCCUGCAUACAGUCCAGACUCCUUCUGUGGAGGCUACAGAGCUUCAGAUCCUCCUGAGCUCUCCACACAUAAAGGUUCUCCAUCUAGUCACCUACCGGGUCCUUAAACGGUCCUUAAUCUCGAACCAUCUUCAGGCUCUGUUGUCCUGUCACGACGCCGUGGCUCAAGCAGACUUCGGACCCGUCUUGGCGCCGCUACCUGACGGGCCGGCUGAAGAUAAGGACGUCGUGAGGAUCGUUUGUUUGGCUAAGAAUGAACAACCUCUGGGGGCCACCAUAAGGAAGGACAAGGAGACCGGAGAAAUAUUUAUCGCAAGAGUUAUUCGUGGAGGACUUGCAGACCGUAGCGGUCUUCUCCAUCCUGGAGAUCAUCUGCUGGAGGUGGAUGGGAAGCCACUGGUAGGGUUGGACCCCGAGCAGGUCAUCCAGAUGCUGAUGAGGUCAGAGGGCACCAUUCUCUUCAAAGUAGUUCCAAACACCUUCCAGCUGAGCAGCAUCAACAAACCAGUCUACAUGAGGUCCAUGGUGGACUACUGUCCCUUGCGGGACUCUUCCAUACCCUGCCCUGAUGUCGGGGUUUUCUUCAGUAAGGGGGAAGUGCUGGAGGUCUUGGACCAGUCAGAUGGACAGUGGUGGCAGGCCAGGAAGCUCACCAGCUCAGCCUCCUUUGUUGGAUUAAUUCCAUCCGCCGCCACGUUGAAGAGUAAAGAGAAGGAACAGAGAGAUCAAAAGGAGUGUAAAGAUGAUAAGCAUGAUAAGGAUGAGUAUGGCGGUGGAGGCAGCAGAGCAGAGGAGGAACCUCAAGAGAAAUGCACUGCGGAUCAGGAAGAAAUACAUAUUGAGUCAGAACCAUCAGAAUUUCCUGAUGGGCUCUACCUUGCGGGUUUCCGUCGUAGUUUUUGUCUGUUGAGGAGGUCGCUGUCCAAGAGAAGACGAAUGUCUUGCACCAGCAUCGCCACCUCCUGUUCCACUGUGGCCACGCCCUACGAGGAAGUGGUCCUCUACCGACGACCCCCACAGGACCACCACCGACUCAUCAUCCUCGUAGGCGCGUCCGGAGUAGGCAUCAACAAGCUGAGACAGACCCUCAUUAAACUCAACCCGGACACAUACGAGGGAACAACUCCACACACCACCCGACCAAUCAGAGCGUGGGAACAGACAGGCAGAGAGUACCACUUUGUCAACAAAGAGCUCUUUGACUACAUGGUGUGCAGCCACAGGUUUGUGGAAUACGGCGAGUAUAAGGGCCACAAGUACGGGACCAGCAUUGACGCCAUCGACGAGGUCAUCAAACGGGGACGUGUGUGCAUCGUUGACAUCCAACCACAUAACAUUCCUCCACUGAGGACCUGGAAGUACAAGCCGUAUGUGAUCUUCAUCAAAGCUCCCACCUUGGAGAAACUUGCACAAACUAGAGUGAACGCCAGAAUCAUUUGCAGUUACCUGCACAACAGAUACAUCACUAAUCAAGACCUUCUGGACCUGGGGGAGUCGUCUCUGCAGAUGGAGCAGAAGUACAAACAUUUGUUUGAUGAAGUGCUAGUCAAUGAGCAGCUAAGUGACACUUGUGCUAAGCUUCAUGCCGCUAUCCACCGGGCACAGGUGGAUGAAAACUGGAUACCUGUCAGCUGGACGCGAGGCCAGGACUAACUGGACACUAAAUAUGGACUAGCAUCACAGGAAGCUAUAGCACGGACAACUGCUAAAUUUCAGUACGCCGUUAACAUUGACGAGCAGCUAGCGCCACCUGCAGGCUGUGUGUGAAUGUGCAGGCAUGCGAACAACUUACAAAUUAAAGUUCAAUGUCAACAGUU
Syngnathus acus (greater pipefish) is the source of this 2100-nucleotide messenger RNA. RefSeq names its product MAGUK p55 subfamily member 4-like. The coding region runs from base 53 to 1936 and encodes 627 amino acids. Gene Ontology annotation, molecular function: protein binding. Gene Ontology annotation, cellular component: adherens junction; plasma membrane. NCBI's taxonomy places the organism in Eukaryota, Metazoa, Chordata, Actinopteri, Syngnathiformes, Syngnathidae. The record is from RefSeq and is a predicted model, not a curated record. The transcript has 18 exons.